ACCGACUGAGGGACAGUUAACACCCACGUCGCUGCUGAACACAGUCAGUGUGUCGUUGACCACCUCCGCCGCCGGACCAUGCUGCGUCCCCACCUCGUCCUGCUGGUCCUGCUGGUGCUGGCUUGCCGGAUGGCCUGGGCCGGCCUGGCUAGGGAGCGGAGAGUCUUCAGUGCUAACUCAAACCCUUCUUACGCCUCCAGUGUAGUCAUGGACUCCUCUCAGGUGCAGAAGUACAAAGAUUGCAGCCGGGAAGUAAAUGUUGCAAACGCUCAAGUUCGAUGUGCACUCAGCGGGUGUAGGGUGAGGUGUAACUCCGGGUACAAGCUCCCAUCAGGGAGAGGAUCAGCCACCCUGGUGUGUGACCAGGCCUCUGGACAACUGAGCUAUGAUGGCCAGCCCUGGACACCGGCACUCCUCGCCUGCCUCCCUUACUGUGGUGAAGACGGCUGCCAUAAUGGCGGACAGUGCCUGGCUCCGGGUCUGUGCAAGUGUGCCAGAGGCUACACCGGUGACCAGUGCCAGACGCCGGAGGCACCCACAACCUGUCCACAGCCAGACCUGCAGGUACAGGGCGGCCAGGUGGCACUCAGAGACACCCAGAUGGUGAUUACCUGCGACCCGGGCUACUCCUUCCCUAUCGGGGGCCGCGUGGCUCUGGUUGACUGUCUGCACGGUGUGUGGCAGCUUCCUGGUCAAGGGUUCGAGGCACAGGGCCCCCUACUUUGUUCUGCUGAGUGUGACCCGCCCUGCCAGAACGGAGGAGCGUGCAUCGAGAACGGCAAGUGUGACUGUCCCCCUGGGUACUGGGGCCCCCUGUGCCAGGUCCAGAGGUGCCCCAUGCCCACCCAGGGCCUCUCUCACUCCUCAGUGGGUGGCACCUUCUCCAGGUUGAAGGUUGAGUGCCACAAGGGGUACAAGAUGUCGUCAGGGAAGGUGUCGGUGACCUUAGUGUGUCGGGGCGGCCAGUGGUCGCUGCCAGGCAACACUCUUCUCGUAGACAACGACAUCAACUGCUACCCUUUGUGAGCUAGGAGAAGUGUAGCGGCACCUGUGGCAGGUGCCAGGAGCAGACUGUCUGCCACUACCACAAGACUACAGGUUCCCGAGUGCCAGAUCGGGAAGAUCACUCACACGACCACAAUCAGGAGAAUCCUGGCGACCAACCUGAUUGGCUACCAGGAGACAAAAGCUCUGCUUAUAGCCCGCUCUCACGACAAUUAUCUUCCAAACACUUGAUUAUAUACAGAUUCUCUGAGAUUUUCCUUGGUCAUUCAUUUGUAUAGUGAUGAAAAAAACACUGUAGUGUAGAUGAGAGCAUUAUAUAUCUUAACGGUGAAAGCUUAUUACAUUGUAAUAAAACUAAUAUAUCUGAA
This is a messenger RNA of Procambarus clarkii (red swamp crayfish), 1373 nucleotides long. NCBI's taxonomy places the organism in Eukaryota, Metazoa, Arthropoda, Malacostraca, Decapoda, Cambaridae. The record is from RefSeq and is a predicted model, not a curated record.